AUGGCCCUCGCGCUCUCCGCAUAUCCUCCGCUCAAGCUCCGUCGCAGUUUUCGAACUACCUGUUCGAUAUUCCCGGCACAGCGAGCCAAGCAGAAGCUGCUGGAGCUCAUCUCCGACCAGGAUCGAGGUCUCAGAACUCAGAAAGACGCGGCGAAGCGAGAGGCAAUCGUGAAUGCCAUCGAGUCCAUGGCGGAUAUCGGGCGCAGCUCCAUCACCACUGGCGAAUCGCUCUCUGCCACGUGGAGGCUGAUGUGGACGACGGAGAAGGAACAGCUGUUCAUCAUAGAGAAGGCGGGGCUGUUCGGGACGCGCGCCGGAGACGUUCUGCAGGUGAUCGAUGUGAAGAGAGGGAAGCUCAACAACGUUAUCACUUUCCCGCCUGACGGGGUUUUCUUCGUACGCUCUGACAUCGACAUCGCUUCCCCGCAGAGAGUCAAUUUCAGAUUCAAUAGCGCGGUGCUGAGGGGAAGAAACUGGGAGAUUCCACUUCCACCCUUUGGCCAGGGCUGGUUUGAGACUGUGUAUAUGGAUGGUGACAUGAGAGUGGCCAAGGACAUCAGAGGAGACUACUUAAUUGUUGAUCGUGCUCCUUUUAACUGGAAGGAAUGA
This is a messenger RNA of Microthlaspi erraticum, 609 nucleotides long. Lineage: Eukaryota; Viridiplantae; Streptophyta; Magnoliopsida; Brassicales; Brassicaceae. The record is from the annotation of a GenBank genome assembly.